AUGGCGGACUUGUUUACAUCAGUUGUCAUCCUCGAGUGGUGGUUGCAUGUAAUGAAAAUUAGAAUAAUGAUGACUUGGACGACUGUUGGGGUGAUGCUCGUCCUGCCGCUAGUGAUUCAAGGCUGUGAAGUGACAACGCUUGGAAGCCAUCUUGAAGAACCUCUGAAGAAGAACGGAGAUUCGUGGACUGUUAACGUGGACAUGAAUCCGAACCACGACGAUGACUGGCAAUUGGGCCUCCUCCUGACAGUCAGUGACGAGGUCCGAGCAACGACGGUCAUAAACUUGACACUAAACCACAUUUCGAAUCCGGUCUUACGACUCCACGGUCAUUUUGGUGAAGGAGAAAUCUCUGGCGAUGGCAUCCUUCCCAUGCCGAAAAAGCAGUCCUUUCCCCUCGCUGUCACAGUCCGUCGAUACGAUUUGGAACUUCAAGUGGAUCAUGUGAAGAAAGUCGAAACACACAGAGUAGGGAAUUUCGAUGGGAUAACAACUUCGACUCUUGAAUUAAAGAACAUAGUUGCUGCUGAAAACUUCAAUGUGUCACACGGUUGCGUCGAGGUCAAUAACAGCACAGCCACUACACUGAAGUAUUCGGCUCAACCAAAAGAUAAGCUUCCCUUCGUAUUUCCUGCGUCCGCGUCUGAGUGUUUCUCAGAAGUGACGCAUCUUCAGCACACAGGCAGUGUGAGAGGCGCCGUCGGAAAGUCUGGUCACAGGAAAGAGUGGGGUAACGAUGACUUGGACGACUGUUGUGAUGGCGAUCGUGCUGCCGAUGGUGAUACGAGAUGA
Messenger RNA from Penaeus indicus, 792 nucleotides. RefSeq lists its product as uncharacterized. The record is from RefSeq and is a predicted model, not a curated record. NCBI's taxonomy places the organism in Eukaryota, Metazoa, Arthropoda, Malacostraca, Decapoda, Penaeidae. The transcript has 7 exons. The coding region runs from base 1 to 792 and encodes 263 amino acids.